Messenger RNA from Trichoderma virens Gv29-8, 1392 nucleotides. RefSeq lists its product as uncharacterized. The annotation marks the transcript as partial. The record is from RefSeq and is a predicted model, not a curated record. Gene Ontology annotation, molecular function: acyltransferase activity, transferring groups other than amino-acyl groups. The transcript has 2 exons. NCBI's taxonomy places the organism in Eukaryota, Fungi, Ascomycota, Sordariomycetes, Hypocreales, Hypocreaceae.
GAGGAAGGACUAGAAUUAUCGUCAUUCGACGAUAACCUUGUCAAUCGAUCAGUCAAUGUCAACCUAUUACUUUUCUUUGACACCGUUCUUAAUGCCGAGAGGCUUCAUAGCACAUUGGAAACACUGGCAAGAUCAGAGCAUUGGAAUAGGAUCAGUGCAGAGAGAAAGAUCCAGGUAAGUCAUAGAUUAAGCUACAAUAACCUAUCUGCUAUAGCGUUAAUUUCACCCAUUGAGUACAUGAAUACCGUGGAAAAUCGCCGAAUAUUAGUGCACCCCAAAGUUGCCAAGCUUCUUGAAAUAACCACUGUGCCGACUGUCCUCGGGACUAUGAAAGAUAUUCAAGACAUACUUUGUCUCUCAGUGAAGGGCUUUGAGAAGCGGCUGGAUAAGCAGCUGGGACUGCACGUCGUCUCUUUCUUGGACGCUACUUCCAUCAUUCUCCGCUGGCAUCAUACGUUAUGCGAUGCUACGGGGAUGAGUUUGAUCGUGCAAGCAUGGACUGCGUUGCUGAGAAGCGAUCCUGGAGGCAUUCCCAAGAUCAUGAAUACCAACGUAGAUCACUUGGCUGAUAUUGGCCGGAACCCACCUGAGCCGCACUAUCUCGAGUCUAAGAGGAUGACUUUCAUGGGAACUAUGGCCAAGUUGGCCUACGAAAAUAUAGGGGGCAUAUUCACCGGGUUCGAAACAAGAGCCGUGUGUCUCCCGGCUGCGUUUCUCAAAAAGUACAGGGCGCACGCGGAGGCCAAUCUAGACUACUCUGGCCAGGGACACAAGCCCGAGUUCCUCAGCGACAGCGACUUGAUAAGUGCAUGGUGGACCCGUUUGCUCAUAUUCUCUCAAACCUCCACGCCAUCAGACGUAUCUGUGGCAAUCAACAACGCAGUCUCCUACCGGUCUGCGCUACAGCCUGAUCCACUUCCCGAAAGCACAAACUUCCUCCCCAACGCGGUAGGCUUUGCAACAGCCAUGAUUACUGCUAAAGACGUUCUGGAAAAGAACGUGAGCUACAUCGCCUGUGCAGUCCGGGACUCAAUUCUGAAAUCGAAAACCAGAGGCCAGGCAGAGGUGUGGGGGGCAUUGCUUCGAAACUCACCGCAGCAGAUGUUCCCUCUGUUUGGUAGCGCGUCCACCUACCUCGUGUUUAUUACGAACUGGUCCAAAUCUAACUUCUUGGCCAUGAACUUUUCUGCCGCAGAAGCGGGAGAUGUAACAAAAGAUAAUAUUGGGCAAGUGGGAAGCGGCUUGCCCCGGAUCCUUGCAGCUUGGCCGACGCCGAAUUUUAUGAAUGGGAUUAUCAUAUUAGGGAAAGAUUCUGUGGGCAAUUACUGGGUGAAUAUUACACUGACGGCGAAACUUUGGAAUAAGUUCGUACCUUUGAUGGAGAAGGAAACU